This is a messenger RNA of Trichomonas vaginalis G3, 994 nucleotides long. Its product is annotated as organellar and viral DNA polymerase type B. The annotation marks the transcript as partial. Gene Ontology annotation, molecular function: DNA binding; nucleotide binding; DNA-directed DNA polymerase activity. Gene Ontology annotation, biological process: DNA replication. The record is from RefSeq and is a predicted model, not a curated record. The transcript has a single exon. Lineage: Eukaryota; Parabasalia; Trichomonadida; Trichomonadidae.
AUGACAGAAGUGAAAGGAACUCCCAUCAUUAAAGGUUCACGAACAAUGCAAAUAACUGGUUUAUAUAAAGGACGGGCAAUUAUUAUAAAAGACUCUUACAGUGUUAUAAAUAAGAAGCUUAAACUAUUUCCUGCUAUGUUUAACUUACAAACAGGACCGAAAGAAGUAUUUCCAUACAACUACUACAGCAGUACUUUGUUAGCAAAUGACAACAGAACUGGUGUCAUUUCUGAAGCAUGUAAGUUUGUCAAGGAUGCAGAUACAUUUAUGAAGAACAUAGAUUCCAUCAAAGGUUGCAGAAUAGAUGAGAACCACUUCGACUUAGAAAAAUAUAGCACGUUUUACUGCAAACAAGAUGUAAGAAUUUUAAGAGAAGGUUUUGUAAAGUUCCGCAAUGACUUAUUGAAAGAGUUUGAUUUAAACGUUUAUGACUACGUUAGUAUUUGUUCAAUUGCUAACAAAUUAUUUGAGAACAGAGUGUACUUCCCGAAUGGAAAUCUUUAUGACCUCUCAAAUAAACCAAGAGAAUUUAUUUCGAGAUGCAUUCAAGGUGGAAGAUGUAUGUUGUCAGAUAACAUGAAACAAAAGAGCGAAAAGAAACUCAUUGCUGACUUCGACGCUGUUUCAUUAUAUCCAUCAGCUAUAGCAAGACUUUAUACUUUAGAAGGAAUUCCAAAAGUAUUGAAGGAUGAGAUGUUAAGCACAGAGUAUCUCAUGAGACAUUUAUUCGAUGACGACCAAAAGGAACCCAUUGGUGAAAAGUUUAUGUCUGGCUUCUUUGUUCUCAUUAAGAUAACAGAGAUUGGAAUACAUAGACACUUUCCUUUAAUAGUUUGUGACCCUGAACUAAAUCCAGAACUUAACGUUCCCAGAAGUUCAAACACUUGCUGUUUAAUGUAUGUUGACCAUAUAACAUUACAAGACCUCAUAAAAUAUCAAGGUGUCAAAUGUGAAGUGUUGCAAGGAUACUAUUACGAUGGAAACAGAGAUAUUA